AAGAAAUUCUCUUUCAAGAAAUUGUGUCUCAAGUUGUCUGUUUUUGUGUGAAAUUAUCUGAAACUUCAUACUGAGUCAGUAUGUCAAAAGGAGCUGACCACACUGAUCAGUUCUGUGGAGACAUACAUUUUUUUCUGAUAGGGGCAAAGCGAUGGUGUAAGUGUCUGGUGGGAAAUAAAAUUCUUGGGUAUGAACAUUUCCUGCCAGAGUCCACAUCUGCUGAAGAGGUAUCGCUGCAGAUAGGAGUCAAAUGGAUAACUGUUAUUCAAGAGCCUCAGACUGUAAUUCAGAGGUACAUGGAGACAUCAUCUUGGUGUCCAUGUAUGAUUUUAUUUGUUCUGCAGCGUGACCAUGUUUCUCAGAAGGAUAUGGAAAUGUUUGCACAUUUUCAACAAAAAUUUGGAAAUAAAAUGGAGGAAAAUACUGUUGUAAUUCUGGUCAGCAGCGAAGAUGAGGCAUCAGUAAAGCCAAACAAAGAAACAGACGAGAACCUGGAUAGGAUUCUCUAUCAAUGUGGAAGGAAAGUGUGUGGUUUUAACAAAAAUCUGGAGCAAUGUGACUUAAUCGAACAACUGAUUACAUGUCGCAAAAGUGUGCCUGAACUCCAAGUAUACAAGCAUGAAAGAUCAUCACACAGGACCACAUCUGUGGAAAGGGAGAUGCAGAAUCCACAGGAAGCAAUGACACGAGAGCAUAUACCAGCAGCACGCUGCCAUCGGUGCUUCCGGUGGAGCGGCCGGAGCCCGCUCGGGCGGUUCCGGUUGUCUCUUUCGCUGACCAGGGAUGCCUACAGUGCGUGUGGGGAUGCUGCCUCCACCCUGCACGCCAUGGCGCUUUUGCAAGUACACCAGGCGAAGGCGCUUCAUGAUGUGCAGGCGGGGGGUCCCUACCCAGCUCUGCUGCAGGAGCUGCGUGUGGCGAUGGACUUCGCUCUCCGAGCAACGAAAGUCACCGGACAUUCGCUGGGUCGGGCGAUACCCUGGCAGAUAUGA
Molecule: messenger RNA, 992 nt
Organism: Pimephales promelas (fathead minnow)
Lineage: Eukaryota; Metazoa; Chordata; Actinopteri; Cypriniformes; Leuciscidae
Source: RefSeq, a predicted model, not a curated record